GAGGUUAAGAUCAGAGCAAUUAGAAUAACUGGAACCCAACUUAAGAGGAUAAGAAAGUACACAAUUAAGAUCCAGUGAGGCUCUCUCAUCUCCCGCCUUUAGCUGCUUCAGGAUCUUUGAAAUCCGUGUGAUUCGAAUACGGUGCGGGAUUGACUGUCCUGCACUUCACAGAUGUACAUUGGAAUAGAUCCCGACUAAAUUGAUUCCAAGCGCAAAAACUUGUUGAAUUUCGUUGCCUAAAUCAAGAGAUUAAAGACCUCAAGCCAACGGAUCGUGACCCUCAAACUGGAAGAAAACGAUGGAACCUCCCCUUCUUGACGGUAUGACACAAAGCAAGACUACUCGCAGUUGCUGAAGGCGCGGAUGAUUGUAUUCGACGUACAUCCUUUGGGUGACGCCGGAUGGCGACUAAAUUUGUUGCAUCCUCGGACACCCGUGUGUUGAUAAUCUACGAACCCCAAAAUGCUGGUGCAUCUAGUGGAGAAGCGGGUAGUUUUGAAGGCCACCUAUUACACUUACGAAACCCCAAAAAUGACUCAACAGCUUGUUACAUGAUUGUAAACGGGCUACUUCUUGAACUUCACUGGUUCAAGCAACGAUACACAUCUUGGUUCAUCGGCGAUUCAGUUUGUGAGGAUGGGAGCUGUUAUUUCACGACACCUUUAGAUCCACUCUUCAUGGUCUUACCUAUAUUGGACAGUGCUCGUAUGAAGAAAGGAGACGAUCUUGGAAAAUUUAGGGCACUCGAAGAGAUGAUGUGUGUUGAUGGCUACACGGGAUACAUGUCUCUGGUGCCGCUCCUUGACAAAUGUCUUCACAUAAUUUGCGAAAUUCGAGAGGUAGGCGAUUCCAAGUAUUAUAGGCUUGACGAUCGUAAAGUUUUGGCAUGGUUACUAUGCAAGGCCAAGAGGAUAUCAGAAGACCUUCGAUCAACUCAGAAGAAUUUGUUAAACAUGAGCAAGGAGGACAUGAAUUCGUACGUUGUGGGACUUCUGAGCGAAUACUUGACUGCGGAACCAUGGCUUACCAAGCUGUGCAACUCACUAAGUGUGGAACGGGGGGCCAGCAAGAUAGGACAUUGGGUUGCACCGCCAGAGGUCUUGGGCGUGGCCCCAUCCCAGAAUACGAAGCACUCAGGUUCCAGCGUAGGUAAAGGAGCAGCAGCAAAGAAGGGAGCGCCACAAGGAGUUAGGAAGAUAACCAGCUUCUUUGCUCGCCCUCGAUAGUAAAGGGCUGUUGGUCAAUAUUGACGAACAUGUCCCGUCUGUACCUGUGAAGCGUACAUCUGGUCUCAGGCAACAAAGUUAUCAGGUAUUUCAGCCUGGAAGAUGCACGAAACUGUAAUUAAGUUUCUGCUUCCUGCGUGAGAUUGUGGUUAGAUGAGCAGUGACCUUGAUUUCAUCGACGUAAAGGAAACUUCUACCACUUUCCAGCGUUUCAAGUGGAUGGACAGUUUCUAGAAAUGCACCAGCGGUGGAAAACCAUGCACUCGAACUUUUUCCUUUGUGGGAAUGUUCAUCAUUGUUACCAACCCUUAGAAGGAAGUUCAUGGUCGGGAGUACUGAUCAGAUUCUUGAUUGCGUAUGAAAUUGUGUCGAAUAAUACAUGAAUAUUGUCUUACCAAAGGGACUCAAUCAUGACAUUUUUCUAAAUGCGCCCACGAUAAGAAAACAGGAACACGAGAAAGAGAUUUGUUCUUAUUCUUGCAACAGCAGAGCUUCUUCUAUGUGAGCCAUGUAGGAUCACAACAUGUGAAACCAUAGGAAGACAGCGUUUUCACUAAGAAUAAAAUGAGGAAGGCUGUCUUGAGUCUUGCAGAUUACUGGCAGUUCUGCAACAUUUCCUGUUUAGCGGGGUGCUACCGUCUCAUUUCGAUUAUACAGAUUUCACAGUACAGAGGGUUUCACAGGAAGAAGAAAGACUUGAAAAGAACAUAGAUUCAAAUGUGACGAUGUAUUAUGUGAAGAUUCGGAAUAUCACAUCUCAUCUACUUAUUCAUGCUGUACGUGGAAAUUCACUUUUACAGAAGCCAGAGAGACAAACUUAUCAAAGCCGUGUUACAAACCAAUUCUGAAAAAUGUACUGGUAUAUGACGACCCUAUGUAUAUUAUAUAUUUCGUUUUGGGAUGACCAGCUUUCGCA
Molecule: messenger RNA, 2142 nt
Organism: Marchantia polymorpha subsp. ruderalis
Lineage: Eukaryota; Viridiplantae; Streptophyta; Marchantiopsida; Marchantiales; Marchantiaceae
Source: the annotation of a GenBank genome assembly